AUGGCGCUCUCCACCACGGUCUCGCAGAGGAAGAUGAUAAGGCGCAAGGCUCCUCUCGGCUUUCUAAAGCGCGUUUUCAAACGGCAGAAGCCUCACCUUCGUUUGAAGACGAGUAGCGACCUACUGGUGCAUCUGAACUGUUUACUCUUUGUUCAUCGAUUAGCAGAAGAGUCACGGAUAAAUGCUUGUGGGAGUAAGUGUGGAAUCAUUAAAAAGGAGCAUGUACUGGCUGCAGCAAAGGUAAUUCUAAAGAAGAGCAGAGGUUAG
This is a messenger RNA of Budorcas taxicolor (takin), 267 nucleotides long. RefSeq names its product centromere protein W (gene CENPW). Gene Ontology annotation, molecular function: protein heterodimerization activity; DNA binding. The coding region runs from base 1 to 267 and encodes 88 amino acids. Gene Ontology annotation, cellular component: kinetochore; nucleoplasm. The record is from RefSeq and is a predicted model, not a curated record. NCBI's taxonomy places the organism in Eukaryota, Metazoa, Chordata, Mammalia, Artiodactyla, Bovidae. Gene Ontology annotation, biological process: chromosome segregation; mitotic cell cycle; kinetochore assembly. The transcript has 3 exons.